Umbelopsis ramanniana AG is the source of this 1471-nucleotide messenger RNA. RefSeq lists its product as uncharacterized. The transcript has 7 exons. NCBI's taxonomy places the organism in Eukaryota, Fungi, Mucoromycota, Umbelopsidomycetes, Umbelopsidales, Umbelopsidaceae. The coding region runs from base 76 to 1347 and encodes 423 amino acids. The record is from RefSeq and is a predicted model, not a curated record. Gene Ontology annotation, biological process: fatty acid biosynthetic process. Gene Ontology annotation, molecular function: 3-oxoacyl-[acyl-carrier-protein] synthase activity.
GUGACUGUUUAUCUCGCCGUCGUGUAGUUCAAGGAAUUUUGAGCAUAAUAGCAUAAGCAAGUAUAAACUUCAGCAAUGAGAAGAGUCGUCGUUACGGGCCUUGGUCUAGUGACUCCAUUAGGAACAGGAGUGAAAGCAGUAUGGGAAAAUAUUAUCAACAGCAAGUGCGGAAUUGUGUCCUUGAAGGAUCGACCGGGAUUCAGUGAACUCCCUGUAAAUAUCGGAGCUGCUGUCAAAGAAGGUCCACUCAGCGAAGGUGGCUUUACCGCUUCAGAGUGGUUGGAUAGAGGCGACGAUAGAACCACAGCGCUAUUUACAAGAUACGCCAUAUCAUCUGCGAAGCAAGCUCUUCAGGACGCAGGGUGGUCACCGCAAACUGAAGAGGAAAAAGAGAGAACGGGUGUAUGUCUAGGAUCUGGAAUGGGAAGUUUAGAUGAUUUAUACACCACGUCAACGGUGUAUUCAACUUCCGGCUACAAGAAAGUCUCACCCAUGUUUGUUCCCAAAAUUCUGAUCAAUAUGGCUGCUGGACAUCUGACAAUGAAGUUUGGGUUCAAGGGUCCAAACCAUGCUGCAUCAACCGCCUGUACAACUGGAGCCCAUUCCAUUGGAGAUGCAAUGAGAUUCAUACAGUUUAAUGAUGCUGAUGUUAUGAUAGCGGGCGGCUCUGAAGCCUGUAUCCACCCGCUUGCAAUUGCAGGAUUUUGCAAAGCAAAAUCUCUAGCAGCAACAUACAACGAAAAUCCUGAAGAAUCUUCUCGACCAUUUGACAAGGAUCGAUCAGGCUUUGUAAUCGGUGAAGGAUCUGGUGUCGUUGUCCUAGAGGAAUAUGAACAUGCCAAGAGAAGAGGGGCUAAUAUUUAUGCUGAAAUCAAAGGGUACGGGCUCUCAGGCGAUGCUCACCAUAUGACAGCACCGCCUGAAAAUGGACAGGGCGCCGCUUUGGCAAUGAAGAGAGCCUUGGGUCAUGCAAAGCUAACAGCGGCUGACAUUGAUUAUGUGAAUGCACACGCUACCAGUACACCACAAGGUGACGUUGCCGAAAAUAGGGCCAUUAAAUCCAUUUUUGAUGGACAUUGGGACAAUAUAAGUGUGUCCUCCACAAAAGGCGCCACUGGACAUCUUUUGGGAGCGGCUGGUGCCGUAGAGGCAAUCUUUACGAUAUUGGCAUUGAAGAAUAAUGUCCUGCCCCCUACGCUGAACUUGCAUGGCUUCAGUAACGAUGAGUUUAAUCUGAAUUAUGUACCCCUGGUUGCGCAAGAAGGCAAAGAAAUUAGAGCUGCUUUAACGAAUUCGUUUGGUUUCGGUGGUACCAACGCUAGCCUUUGUUUUGCCAAAGUGGAAUAAAAAGCUUAGUAACAACAAUAGUAGUGCUAGGGUGAUAUGCUGCAGGAACGUUUGGGUUGAGAAUUGCUUGGAUAUUUCAUGACAAAGAAAAAAAUCUGUCUUUUGCUUCGACCAAAAUUUCCAC